UUCCUCCGGGGCAAAAACUCUGUGGUAAUUAUGACUAUGUAGGGAAAGGAGGUUGUAGAGAAGCAGAGGAGAUAGGAAAACCGGCCCGUCAACGAGCCGAAACAGUGUAUCCACCGCAAAAUGAUGAGGCAAAAACUAUACUGCUGAAGAAAUUGCUGCUUGGGAAAAAUAAUUCUCGAACUGCUAAUACUCAAAAUCAAACCUUAACUUCCUCUGAGACAAUAAACGAGCAGAUAACUAAAAAGGAAGCCGAAUUGCAAAAAAUCAAAGAAAAUAAAGGCGGAAAUUCGGAAGAAGUUCGCAAAUUAGAACAGGAAAUCCAAGAAUUAUUAUCAAAAAACCAACAAAAAAACAACUCUACUACUGAAAAUUCAAAAAAUCCCAAUGAGAAUAAGAUAAUUGCUUAUUCAAUUGUCGGCUUCUCGCUGGUUGCUUUGGUCG
Messenger RNA from Racocetra persica, 441 nucleotides. NCBI's taxonomy places the organism in Eukaryota, Fungi, Glomeromycota, Glomeromycetes, Diversisporales, Gigasporaceae. The record is from the annotation of a GenBank genome assembly.